GACCACGAUGAGUGUGCCGCACUUCCGGCCAGAUCGCCGGAUUUCCGCUGAGUGACCCUUACAAGUCCUUCUUGAUCCUGAACUGGGUUAGGUGCCGCUGUUGCUGCUCGUGUUGAAUCUAGAACCGUAGCCAGACAUGGGACUGGAGGACGAGCAAAAGAUGCUUACCGAAUCCGGAGAUCCUGAGGAGGAGGAAGAGGAAGAGGAGGAAUUAGUGGAUCCCCUAACAACAGUGAGAGAGCAAUGCGAGCAGUUGGAGAAAUGUGUAAAGGCCCGGGAGCGGCUAGAGCUCUGUGAUGAGCGUGUAUCCUCUCGAUCACAUACAGAAGAGGAUUGCACGGAGGAGCUCUUUGACUUCUUGCAUGCAAGGGACCAUUGUGUGGCCCACAAACUCUUUAACAACUUGAAAUAAAUGUGUGGACUUAAUUCACCCCAGUCUUCAUCAUCUGGGCAUCAGAAUAUUUCCUUACGGUUUUGGAUGUACCAUUUGUUUCUUAUUUGUGUAACUGUAAGUUCACAUGAACCUCAUGGGUUUUGGCUUAGGCUGGUAGCUUCUAUGUAAUUCUCAAUGAUUCCAUCUAAAUAAAAGUUCUGUGAUCUGCAAA
This is a messenger RNA of Pongo pygmaeus (Bornean orangutan), 605 nucleotides long. It is a transcript of the gene UQCRH, whose product is annotated as ubiquinol-cytochrome c reductase hinge protein. The transcript has 4 exons. The record is from RefSeq and is a predicted model, not a curated record. Gene Ontology annotation, cellular component: respiratory chain complex III. NCBI's taxonomy places the organism in Eukaryota, Metazoa, Chordata, Mammalia, Primates, Hominidae. The coding region runs from base 137 to 412 and encodes 91 amino acids. Gene Ontology annotation, biological process: mitochondrial electron transport, ubiquinol to cytochrome c.